This is a messenger RNA of Sesamum indicum (sesame), 1548 nucleotides long. Its product is annotated as plasmodesmata-located protein 2. The record is from RefSeq and is a predicted model, not a curated record. Gene Ontology annotation, biological process: plasmodesmata-mediated intercellular transport; transport of virus in multicellular host. Lineage: Eukaryota; Viridiplantae; Streptophyta; Magnoliopsida; Lamiales; Pedaliaceae. Gene Ontology annotation, cellular component: plasmodesma.
AGAUACCUCUCUUCAUAUGUGCAAAUCCAGAGAUAGACAAACAUCAGUAGACAGUAAGCAAAAGCUAAAACCAAGACUCCUUUUUUGUUGAGUGAAAAAAUAAAGUGGUGGAAACCAAGAAAUCUUGCCAACCCUUUAAAUCUUUUUUCCUCAUUGUUAACUGAAAAACCAUCUUCCGAGAGCCCUAAAACUCCAAUCUUUUUACCCUCCAGAGGAAACAAGAAUGCUUUGAUUCCACCCAAUGGGUUUGCCCGGAAAUCCCUUUUGGUUUCUCCCUCUUUUUCUGGUCAUUUUAACCAUUCUUGAGCUCACACCAUCAUCCAAAUCUGCAACUGACUACACCAGCUUAGUGUACAAGGGCUGUGCAAAGCAGGCUUUAUCAGAUCCAACUGGGGUUUAUUCACAAGCCCUUUCUUCCCUGUUUGGCACCCUCAUUGCCCAGUCCUCGAAGGCGAAGUUCUUCAAGACAACCUCUGGGAGUGGGCAGACCACAAUAACUGGUCUUUUCCAAUGCAGAGGUGACCUCUCGAAUGUUGAUUGCUAUAACUGUGUUAGUAAGCUGCCUAUACUUAUAGACAAGCUCUGUGGGAAGCCUAUUGCUGCAAGAAUCCAGCUUUUUGGCUGUUACAUGCUCUAUGAGGUUGCAGGCUUUGCUCAAAUCUCUGGGAUGGAAAUGCUGUACAAGAGUUGUAGUGGAACAAAUGUUGGAGGGGCUGGAUUUGAAGAGAGAAGGGACACUGCUUUAUCUUCACUAGAAAAUGGCAUAAGUAGUAACAGUGGAUUCUACACAACAAGCUAUCAGUCUGUUUAUGUGUUGGGGCAGUGCGAAGGUGAUGUGGGAGCUUCUGACUGUGUGGAGUGUGUGAAAAGUGCAGUUCAGAGAGCUCAGGUUGAGUGUGGGAGCUCCAUUGCUGGUCAAAUCUAUCUUCACAAGUGUUUCAUUAGUUACAGCUAUUAUCCAAAUGGGGUCCCUAAAAGAUCAUCUUCUUCCUCAUAUUCUUCUCCUUCUUCUUCAGGGUCAGGGCAAAAUACAGGAAAAACAGUGGCUAUAAUCUUAGGAGGGGCAGCAGGAGUGGGGUUUUUAGUCAUUUGUUUGCUGUUUGCAAGAGGUUUAAUCAAGAAGAAAGAUGAUUAUUGAGACCAAGUGAAAUAUACAAAACCAAAGGUUAUUCUUGAGGUGGAGCUUUCUCUUCUUGCAAAAAGCUACACAAACUAGAAAACCAUCUGUAUCAUUAUGUGUUUAAGGAAGAUGGACUUAGGUUGCUUGAGUGCUGUCAAUUUUGAAUUCCACAACAUUGUAUCAACCAAUAUAAGAUCGGUCGGAGAAAGUAGGUUUUUCAGAUUGUGUAGCAUUUUUUAUCCUAGAAGAUAUUUUUCAGUGGCAGUGAAGAUGAGAUAGGGAUGAGAACUCUUGUUGGCAAGAAAAUGUUGCUAUAGAAAUUUUGUUGCCAUCAACUAAGGAUGAAGUUAAGGUCACUUGUUAAAAGAACACAAGAAUGUAAUGGCUUGUGGAGAAAAUGAGAGGAUGGCAAGUACCAAGCUGUUUUA